Messenger RNA from Trifolium pratense (red clover), 2430 nucleotides. RefSeq names its product arginine--tRNA ligase, chloroplastic/mitochondrial-like. The coding region runs from base 1949 to 2290 and encodes 113 amino acids. The record is from RefSeq and is a predicted model, not a curated record. The transcript is spliced from 8 exons. Gene Ontology annotation, biological process: arginyl-tRNA aminoacylation. Gene Ontology annotation, molecular function: ATP binding; arginine-tRNA ligase activity. Lineage: Eukaryota; Viridiplantae; Streptophyta; Magnoliopsida; Fabales; Fabaceae.
AAUGUGCCAUUGUAGGUUUCUUGGAAAUUGUUACUACUUGAUUCACUUCUUUCACAAAGUCAACUAUCACACUAUGUAAUCAUUGUUCUUUCAAUCUUCUUAUUGGCUGCUUAUUUUCUUUCACAAAGUCAACUAACCACAUUUUAAGAACAAAUCUCUUCUCACCUCUCAUCUUGCCAACAUAGUAUUGUCUUAUCCAAUUAGCACUUGACAUAUUUAGAUGAUGAGAUGACAAAUGACAAACUAGAAACACAUGCAUUGGGACUCAAUUUUCUGGUUACCGCAAACAAUUUGAUGGUCUACCCAAAUAAAUACAGGAGCUGUUUCUUCUUCAAAUUUGGGGAAUUUGAAAGAAAAACAAAUACAGAACAUGGAAAGUGAAAAAACGAGAGAGAGAAAGAGAUUGGCAGAGGAGGGAGUUGUUAGAGGUGGUUCUCCGGCCGGAGAUGGCGGUGGCGGAAAUCUCUCAUUUUCCUCUUCAAUCCAACUUCUUCAAUCACCGUACACCAUUAUCGCGGUCCUAAAAGCUCCUCCGCCAGAUGAGAUCGUGAAACUUGGUUCCUGCAGAUUCAAGCAAAGCACUUCCUCUUUCCGGUGGUCAAGCUCCUGGAGGUCACAAUAUCAUAUCUGAAAUUUACGGUUUGAUUGAAAAACAUGUAAUAACAUGUAUAUAGUAUUUAUACCGGCGAGGAAGAGAGAGUUCUGACCGAGAGAGUUGUGGUGGCAGUUCGCGGUCACACCGCGGUGCUUGGCGAUGGAGGUAAUGAAGCUUUUUUCUCCUUCUUUCCUCUGGUUCGAUCUGUUACUUUCUAUACUCAUUUAUUUGAUUUUUUCCUGUUGUUUUCUGAUUUGUUUGUUUUAUUCUAGCCUCUUUUUUUCCUACCCUUCAUUCUCUUCCUAACCAAAAUCAAAAUGGAUGCAGGGUCCUAUUCUUCAUUUUCCAUUCUUACUAAAUGAAUCCAAUUGGUGUGGUGUUUAUAAGAAUAUGAAAUUGUUGCAGAUGUGUACAGAAAAUGGUGUUUAUAAGUGUUGUUUUGUUGGUAUUCACAUCUUCACUGGCCAAAAACAUGAAGAUAUUGUUCCUUAUUCUCAUAACUGUCAUGUUUGGUUUUCAUUUUAAUAUGAGGUUAUCUUUUGGGUUUGGAUUAUAUUUUUAAUUAAUUGAUUAACUAAGAUGUGUUUGUUUGUUGUUACAACAGGUUCCUCAUAUCAAUUCUACUCAUAACUUGCUAAAUAUGAGGUAGUUCGUCGGCAGCUUCCGACACAGAGGUAAGGAUCUGUUUCUAUGUAAUUAAAAUCAUAGCUAUCACUAAUUAGCUGCAUACUACUCUUACCAAAUAAUUAUUGAUUUGUUUCUAUGUACAUCCAGGGAACAAUCUUUGUUAAAUUUUGUAGCUUUACUGUGUUGUUUCGAUUUUUUUGAUUAAUGUUUUGUUUGAAUUUUUUUCUACUCUUUUUAUCGAUUUUGAUUCUUGGGUUUGGAAAUUUGAAUGCCGAUUAUGUAUAUGAUUUAGUGCAGAGCUGAUUCUUCAAUUGCUUUUACAAUUUUUUUUUUAAAAUUUGUGAAGUUUAGUACUUAUGUUAAUUUUAAUUUUGUUUUGAUUCAUGGAUUUUAUUUUUUUUUAUUUUGAAUUCUGGGUGCAGUAGUAAUGCAAUGAGUCUUUUUGCUAAGAUUAAAGGGAAGCAAGAUGAGUUCAAAAGUCCACGUUCGCUUGGAGAGGGCAUUAUGAAAAACCUUCCUCCAUCAGAAAUGAUAGAAUCAUGCUCUGUGCUGGUCCUGAAUUUGUUAAUAUUGUCUUAUCCAAGAAGUGGAUAGCACAGAGCCUACAAAAGAUGCUUACUGACGGUAUCGAUUCCUGGGCACCUCGACUUCCAAUCACCUAAUACAGGAAAAGAAAAGCAUGUUGGUCACCUGAGGUCAACCAUUAUUGGGGACACGUUGUCACGAAUGCUUGAGUUUUGCCAGCCUGAAUGUCUGAUCCGCCGAAAUCAUAUUGGUGACUGGGGCACUCAGUUCGGAAUGCUGAUUCAAUACCUCUUUGAGACAUAUCCGAACCCAGGCGAUGUUAAUGAAUCUGAUAUUGGAGAUCUACAGACAUUCUAUAAGGCAUCAAAAUCAAAGUUUGACAAGGAUGCUGAUUUUAAGUUAAAUGCACAGCAGUUAGUGGUCAAGCUCCAGGGAGGGGAUCCCAAGUAUCGCAAGGCAUGGGAGCAAAUUUGCAAUAUUAGUAGGACUGAGUUUAACAAGGUCUAUCAACGCCUUGGUAUGGAUUUUGUGGCCUACUCUUAACUUUGUUUGUAUUUUGGUCACUUUGUUGUACCUUUGAAUGUAUUAAUGUCUUUGUUUCAAGUAUUUGGUACUAUCUUAAUGAAAUGUAUCCAACCUUCAACUAAUAACUUAUUACAAAUCUCCAUUUGAUUGUUGUGCCA